CUUGCACAAAUUUAUGAAACAGCCCAGUUUGCUAAAAAUAGCUAGCUUCGUGUGGAAAUUUGAGUCUUGUUUUUGGCACACAUUCCAAAAAACUUCGUGCAAAAAGACAAGUAAAGUACUUCAAAAUGUCCGACGAAGAAAAUAUCGAGAGCCCCGUCUUCGAGAAGCUUCCAGUGAUGGAAGCGACACCUGAGGACCCAACCGCCGCCAAGGAGAACGGAGCACCGGCCGCCGACAGCGGGGCACUCUCCGGUGCCGUCGAUGGUGAAAAGGCGACCGCCGAGGCCGCUGACAAGGAGGAGGAGUCCGCCGCCGAUGGUGAGGAGGCCAAGAAGAAGAGCAUCGAAGCAGCUCCAUCUGCUGUUGAGAACGCCGAGGAGGCCGCCGUCGGUGACUCAGCAGAUGCUCCCGCCGUCGGGCCCGUGAAGCGGAAGUUGGACGAGGCCGCCGCUAUAGCCGAUGAGGCCGGUGCCACGCCGGAAAAAAAAGCGAAGAUGGAGGAGGACUGCACAAAGGACGAGGUGUAGAACGGCGCCUAGAAAAUAGCCUGCGGAGCAGCACACUGUAAUAUACUUAAUUACGUCUACUAACACAACAAACACUCGCCAAUCACACAAACACACAGCGACACGCACCGAACUGAUCCAGUCACCCACCCACCUUAACAACGAUCGAUCCUGCAAACAGGAGCGCAGUCUUGUGGCGCACCGAUCUGUUCUCUCUAUCUCUACUAACCAACAAACAACCGACCAGGACACCAUUGUUGGUGUCGAGAAACAACAACAAUCUAUUGUCAUUAAAAAAAACCUACUUAAAAA
This is a messenger RNA of Drosophila suzukii, 818 nucleotides long. The record is from RefSeq and is a predicted model, not a curated record. NCBI's taxonomy places the organism in Eukaryota, Metazoa, Arthropoda, Insecta, Diptera, Drosophilidae.